CGUUGGUUUACUCAGCAGAAGAUGCCGUCGUGCGCUUUACGCUGUCGGAGUCGCUCUCUGCGGCUCUCUGGAGUGAUUACAGCGGGUGUUGAAACAGCGUAUUUGGGCAAAGUUGGAAAAAUAUGAGUUUUUUUUAAAGUAAAACAUAAGCACCAGAUAGAAGCAUAGUAGAAGUUACUGUGAAGACACGGUUUGUCACCUAAGAACAACCUCUAUGUGCCUUCACCUCCAUGUGAAUCCCAAGGAGUCUCAGGUUUUUCAUGGAACACUGCCUGGAAGUGCCAACAGCCAGGAAGUAACAGCCAUGGACGUUGCUCCCAUCCCUCCACCUUUGAUUCCCCCUCCACCGCCCCCUCCUCCUCCACCUCCACCACCUCCUGCUCAGGGCACCUCCAUCAGCCGGCGCGGCUCUGUGCAAAAGCAGAGGCUUCGCAACCUGAACUGGGAGCGUAUUCCUAAGGAGCGGGUGGAAGGUCGUAAGAGCGUGUGGAGUGGCGCACUGACCGCUGGCGAAGACGAUGACUUUUCCAUUGACCUACGCUCUCUGGAUGAGCUGUUUGGUCAGAAGGAGGCACGUAAAACAGAGAGAAGCGACAGUUACAGCCACAACCUGCGCCGCUGCAGGUCCCCACAGAAAACAGGCAGUGAGAAGGUUUCUCUGCUCGAUCCAAAGCGCAGCAUGAAUGUUGGGAUCUUCCUACGCCAGUUCAAAACCGCAGCAAAGGAGAUUGUGGAGGAUGUGAGGCAGGGGGCCGGGGAGCGUUACGGGGCAGAGAAACUGGCCGAGCUCUGCAAACUGCUGCCUGAUCCCGAAGAGGAAGCACAGCUGAAAAGGUUUAACAGAGACCGUAGUUUGCUAAGAGAGCCAGACCUCUUCAUGCUCUUACUGAUAGAAGUACGAAAUGUUCGCCUGCGUCUGGACGUCAUGAUCCUGCAGCAGGAGUUCGACCCCGCAGUGACCUCUCUGUGUGUGGCGGCCAGAUGUCUGGGGGAGGCAGCUCGAGAGCUGCUGAAUUGCCACAAGCUUCACUCCAUCUUGCGCCUGGUGCUGAGGGCAGGGAACUACAUGAAUGCUGGAGGUUAUGCAGGGAACGCGGCCGGCUUCAGGAUCGCCUCACUGCUCAAACUGGCCGACACCAAAGCCAACAAACCAGGCGUGGAUCUCCUACAUUUUGUCGCCAUGGAGGCUGUGAAGAAAGAUGAGGAUCUACUGACGUUUCCCAGCCAGCUGAGUCAUGUCAGUAGAGCGUCAAGGCUCUCAGAGGAGACGGUGCUGGAGGAUCUGUCCCGCUUACACAGUAGAAUAGAGACACUGCAAAUCAGCGUGCAGACAGAUUCAGAGAUUGAACAGCAGAUGAGACCUUUCCUUGAGACUGCAAAAGUGAGGCUGAUGGAAGCCGAGGAAGAGGUGGAAAGUUUGCGUAAGACCAGCCAGGCCUUGGUAGAAUUCUUCUGUGAAGAUGAAAGCUCCUUCAAGCUGGAGGAGGCCUGUCGCAUCUUUCACUGCUUCUGCCAGCGCUUCCAAAGAGCUGUGCAGGAGAAUGCUGAGCGUGAGCUGCAGGAGCAGAGGCGUGCAGAGCGACAGCGGGAGAACCUGGAGAAGCGGCGCUCACUGGCGGUCUGUAGCGGCUCUGAGCUUGACGACCUGGAGCGCACGCUUGAGAGAAACCUGAGUUACACCUGGAGCCGCCGCAGCCUCCGCCGACAGCCACAGCGCUUUCUCAGCUUUCAGGACAAGUGCUCGGACCCCAGUUCCCUUCAGAGCAAAGACCUCCAACAGCCCCUCAAUUCAGAGGAAAACAGUAAAAAUUCCCAGCUUAGGAGACAUUCGUUGAAGGAAUGUGUUAAUUCCACAAGCGGUUUAAAUGGAAUUAAAAUGGACAUUCCUAUGCUAGAGGAAUGUGUGUUGCAAACAGACGUUGACAGAAAUACGGCAGCUAUGCCACACACUAUUGUUACAAUACAGCAAGGUAGGGAGAUGAACACGUCACCAGUCAUGGGACUAAACUCUAACAAGGUAAUGAAUGUUGAAACACAGGUUAACAAAGCUUCUGGAAGGGUAACGCAUGUAAAGACGGACACAGUUGCAGAAACAAACUGUAUUAAAGCUAGCACCCAGGAACUGCUAUCUGACACAGUGGCUAUUCAGGCUAAUGCCGAGAUCUCACAGGGAUCCUGCCAUCUAGAAAUCUCACCUCAAUUGGCGCAGGAAGCUGGGCCAGUCAGCCCAGAGAGAGAGCGACUGUACCCACGGGUGGGUGAGACCUUGGAAUGCCACACUCUUGUGAAGGGUCUGCGUUCAUAUGAAGCUCUUUCGUCCACUGGACAACGGGCAGCACCAAGCCACUGCUCAAAAUGGAAAAAAGAGCUGGAGGCUGAAGAGAGAGAUGGUGCGAGCUUGCCCCAAUCUAAGGAAGACCUGCGUACUUCCAAAACACCCAACAAAAGUCCCUCCAAAAGGGGAUUGACCUCACAAAUCGGGCCUUGUAACAGCUCUGGCAUUCCAAAAGCACGUCCCAAGCCAGAGGCAAGCUCGGCUGAGGGACCAGCAACACCUCGUGGAUCGCGUUUAACUUCUUCACGCUCUGUCUCCAUGCGCUCGUCACCAGUCAUGCGGCCCAGCAAUAUCCAAGUUGAGUUGAAGCGCAGCAUCAGCACGAGGGAUAAAGCAAGUGCCCAGUCUGACACAUUGGUGAAGCAGAACUGCCAACCUGCUGAAAAACCCAGCUCGGAGAACAAGAAGACACUUCCCAGCAGUCACCAGCCGUUAGUUAGGGGUUCGCCAUUGCGCGUUUCAAAGCGGUUCGCGCCGCAUUCAGAAUCCCAGAGCCCAUGUCAGACUCGCACCAUCCAUAGUCCAACUACAGCUACUAACACAAAGGCCAUCCGGACUGCAGUCAUCAAUGCAGCCAAAGCCAAAUCAGCCAAGAAUGCAGACACAGCGUCCUCUAAGACAACAUCAGGCACAAGGACAGCUGGCCCUAAAAUCCCACGACCUGCCACUCAGCCCAUGUGGAGAUGAUGUUUGACCUCCUAAUACUGACUGAUGGACCUCUGGACACGUCUGUGUCUGUUUGUGUCUGUAAGGUGAUUUUAAGGUCAUUGUGUAUGCAGGUAUUUGUACUAAAAGCAAGAGGGAUUGAAUGAACCUGUGUUGGCUGGACUGAAGUGACUCCAGUGUGGUUUUUUUUUUUUUUUUUUUUCCCUCUAAACCGUCAAUUCAGUCCUGUCCCCUAGCUCUGUCUGUCCAAAAUGCCAUUCAAUAAAGGAACCAUUCAUUCUGUUUGCUCGGUAGGGCCUGAGACCAGGGCAUGGAAAAGGAUCCUUAGGAGGAUAGCCACUCCUCUCAGAGUCUUCCACUGAAUCAGGUGUCCCUAUGUGAUUUGUCCUCACUUUUCAGCAGGGUGACUGUUAAUGAUAGAGAAACAAUCCACAGAGCUGGAUACAGAACUGCCUUUAGCUUGCCCACUACCUCUGAACACUGGCGUGCUCUGUGCAGGCUACAGAGCGCCUCUGGAGAGAAAUCAAAAAGGAGUUACUGCUAGAACAUUGUUGUAAGGGCUAUAAUUUUGGACCAGAACAUAUUUGUUGUUCUUAGCUUUGACCGUCUUCAUGUCUUGCUUUAGUUUUCAGUGCAUCACGUGGCAUUAAAUGUAAAUGCUGAACAGAUAGUACGAGACACGGCACUGUGGUGCAAGGACCUAAAUCUGAUAACUCCCUUUUUUUUUUUUUUUUUUUAAAUUAUGCUAGUCUACCUAAAUAGGUAGAUUCUACAUUCUGCCCAAUGGUCCUUACACCAGGUCAGAGCAACUUUAGUUCACAUUAGGUACCGAGUCAUUCAUUGUAAGAUGAAAAUCUUUUCAUAGCCUAUGUGAAGGUAUAUGUGUAGGUCUUAAUUCAGUCCCAAAGCAACAUAAGAGAUAAUGCCUUGUAUGAUUUACUGCCUCUGUUGGACAGAGGUGUGUGAAAUGCUGUCUAUUGGUAUGGGGCUUGGCCUUUUUUUUUUUUUACUUUUUCCUCAACCUGAUGCACUUUAAGAGACCUGAGAGAUUAAUAAUGAAGUUUUUUUUUGUGUGUGUGUUGAAGAAAUGUGUUGAAACAUUUGAAAUUAUCUAUUGUAUUAUUUGUAUUUGUAAAGAUAAAAAUAUGAAAUAAAGAUGAAAAUGACUA
Pangasianodon hypophthalmus (striped catfish) is the source of this 4170-nucleotide messenger RNA. RefSeq names its product FH2 domain containing 2 (gene fhdc2). The transcript is spliced from 12 exons. NCBI's taxonomy places the organism in Eukaryota, Metazoa, Chordata, Actinopteri, Siluriformes, Pangasiidae. The record is from RefSeq and is a predicted model, not a curated record. Bases 215 to 3022 code for a protein of 935 amino acids.